This is a messenger RNA of Ruditapes philippinarum (Manila clam), 1113 nucleotides long. RefSeq names its product paired mesoderm homeobox protein 1-like. NCBI's taxonomy places the organism in Eukaryota, Metazoa, Mollusca, Bivalvia, Venerida, Veneridae. The coding region runs from base 226 to 1011 and encodes 261 amino acids. The transcript is spliced from 4 exons. The record is from RefSeq and is a predicted model, not a curated record. Gene Ontology annotation, biological process: regulation of transcription by RNA polymerase II. Gene Ontology annotation, molecular function: RNA polymerase II transcription regulatory region sequence-specific DNA binding; DNA-binding transcription factor activity, RNA polymerase II-specific.
UCGUUGUUUACGAAUAGAGAUGCACACCUUCUAGUUUUUCAUUUUUUACACAAUGAUAAAAUUAGAUAUAUCUAUGAUAACAAGUAUUGAAGUAGAAGUUAUAAGUGUUUAUUCAAAUAAGUAACUUCACAAGUAGUGUUUGCAUGACGAUUGGAUUUUUUUUAUUAAACACGUUUUACAAAGGGACACUUCAGACUGAUUAACUAAAUUGAUAGUAUCUCCAACAUGUCAAACUCGGGUGCUUCAGAUGUAUUGUCCCAGGCGUCAGACGACGACGACGAAUGUGUAAUUGACGUCGUGAAUGAUAACACAGCAUCUGAUAACUGUAAACUAAAUCAAAGUGCAACGUUGUCUAAUGAGUCAAGAGAUGAUGGUGACGAUGAUGAAGAUGAUGAUUACGAUGAUGAUGUCUUCUGCCACCAUAAAAAACAACGUCGUAAUAGAACAACAUUUACGUCAGAUCAAUUACGGGAACUAGAGACGGUGUUCAGACAUACUCAUUACCCGGAUUGUACGCUUAGAGAACAGAUUGCUGAAAAGGUUGACCUAACUGAAGCGAGAGUUCAGGUUUGGUUUCAGAACAGGCGUGCCAAAUGGCGAAAGCAAGAAAAGAACAUAGUCAGAAUGUUUGAUGUCUUCAGACACAGACAGGAUCCCAUGACGUCAUUUUCUACAUCGCUCUCACUUCUUCAACCAUCAUUACCCAGCAUACAUCAUCCAUCAGUAUACCAUCCAUGGAUGCCAAGACUUCCGUUUCCAUGGUCUACAACACCUGCUCCUUUCUCGACGUUUCCAAGGAUGUUACCUCGUUCAGCCUCAUUAACUUCAUACACAGAUACAUGUGAGAAAAUUUCGACAGGAAGUGAACAGUCUUCACCUACUACUACCACAGAUAGACUUGGCUUUUACGCACACCAUUUUCUCCAACGACUAAGUGCUAAUCACGCAUGCGCAAAUGCUACUGUUACAAAGGAAAUUCCUAAAGAACUAUCACAUUCAGACAAGACUUAACACAGUGCUUUAAUAAUACUUUCAUAAUGUGUAUUUAAAACAAAAAUAUUGUCUAACAAAUUACAUAAAAUAAAGACAAGCACCAAUUAUUAUCUAUAGUAU